AUGUUGUUGAUUACGCCCGUGGCGUUUGCGGCCGAGACGCAGGAAGCCACGGGGGUGGUGUUCGAAGAUGCGAACAAGAACCAGAAGUUUGACGAAGGGGAAAAGCCGCUGGCGGGGAUGCGGGUUUCCAACGGACGCGAGAUUACGAAGACCGAUGAACAGGGGCGUUACAAGCUGCCGGUGGAUGACGACACGAUUCUGUUUGUGGUGAAGCCGCGGGGUUGGAUCUCGCCGGUGAGCGAGGAUCAACUGCCGCAGUUCUAUUACAUCCAUAAGCCUGAGGGCUCGCCCAAGACUCACUUCCCUGGCGUGGCCCCGACGGGUCCGCUGCCGGACUCGGUGGAUUUCCCCUUGUAUAAGCAGGAAGAGCCCGAGUUGUUUCAGGCGAUCAUCUUUGGCGACACGCAGCCGCGGAACCAGCAGGAAGUCGAUUACAUUGCCCACGACGUGGUGGAAGAGCUGAUUGGCACGACGAAUGCCAAGAUGGGCAUCACGCUGGGGGACAUUACGUUCGACAACCUUGAGCUGUUCGGCCCACUGAAUCGCACAAUCGGGCUGAUCGGUAUCCCGUGGUUCAACGUGAUUGGUAACCACGAUGUCAACCGUGAUGCCGAAGAUGACGAGCACUCGGAUGAAACGUUCGAAAGUGUGUACGGCCCUUCGUACUACAGCUUCGAUUGGGGCCCUGUGCACUUCUUGGUGUUGGACGAUAUUCGUUGGGUGGUCGAGGGCGACAAGCGGCAUUACGAAGGUGGUCUCGGCGAGACGCAGAUGGAGUUCAUCCGCAACGACCUGGCCAUGAUUCCUGAAGAUCAACUCGUGGUGUUAUGCAUGCACAUCCCAUUGGUUGACGUGGAAGACCGACACGAUUUGUACCGGCUGAUCGAGAAGCGGCCGUUCUGCAUGUCGCUUUCGGCCCAUACUCACUAUCACGAGCACAAGCUGAUCUCCUCAGACGACGGAUGGUUGGGGGCUGAGCCGCAUCAUCACGUGAUUAAUGUGACGGUUUGCGGCAGUUGGUGGAGUGGACAUCCGGACGAGAAUGGAAUCCCUCACACCACCAUGCGGGAUGGAGCCCCCAACGGGUACUCGAUUAUCACGUUCGACGGACAUCAUUACUCGCUGGAGUUCAAGGCGGCCCGACGUCCGCGGGAUCAUCAGAUGAACAUCAUUGCUCCCGAAGUUGUUUCGGCCGAUGCUUUGGGUGAUACGUUCGUUUAUGCGAACGUGUUCAACGCCCUUCCCGACGCGAAGGUAGAAAUGCAGUUGGGUGAGGGAGGCAAGUGGACCACACUGGAACACUUCGUGAGUGAAGACCCCUUGUAUCUGGAAAUGGUUGCUGAAGAGAAGAAGCUCGAGAACAAGAGUUUUCGCGACUUGCCGGGUGCCCAUAAGACGGCGCAUUUAUGGCGUGGCCGACUGCCUUCGAACGCGAAGGCCGGAACGUAUCUGAUUCAGGUGCGGGCCAUCGAUACGCACGCCCAUCAUCACGCGGGCGGCGAUCACGAUCAUGCGGAAGAGGAUUCCGAUCACGAGCAUACGUUCGACUGGGGCUACGUGCUGGGGGGAGCGGCGAUCUUCGUCGUGUCGGCCGUUGUCAGCCUGGCGUUGGUGGUGAUCGUGGUCGUGGGUCUACCACGCGAUUAUUUUCUGGAUCGUCCCGGGCGAGGGUUGUGGGUCGACCGGCAUCCGGUGGUGCGCGUCGGGCUGCACGUGUUGAAGAAUCUGGCCGGGUUGUGUUUGAUCGUGGCUGGAAUCAUGCUUUCGCUGCCGGGCAUUCCGGGUCAGGGGCUGCUCACGGUUUUCGUGGGUAUUCUCCUGCUCGACUUUCCUGGCAAGCAGAAAUUCAUGCGGAAGCUGGUCAGCCGCCCUAAGGUUUUCGCCACGUUGAAUCAAAUCCGUGCGCGAUUUGGCAAACGCCCGCUGCGAUUGCACUAG
Molecule: messenger RNA, 1938 nt
Organism: Cladocopium goreaui
Lineage: Eukaryota; Dinophyceae; Suessiales; Symbiodiniaceae
Source: the annotation of a GenBank genome assembly